This is a messenger RNA of Carassius auratus (goldfish), 2404 nucleotides long. Its product is annotated as ly6/PLAUR domain-containing protein 1-like. Gene Ontology annotation, molecular function: acetylcholine receptor inhibitor activity. Gene Ontology annotation, biological process: acetylcholine receptor signaling pathway. The record is from RefSeq and is a predicted model, not a curated record. The coding region runs from base 753 to 1172 and encodes 139 amino acids. The transcript is spliced from 4 exons. Lineage: Eukaryota; Metazoa; Chordata; Actinopteri; Cypriniformes; Cyprinidae.
AACACUAACUGUAUGCUAUUAUAAUUGUCAUAAAUAUACAUGACAUGAAGCGGUCCUGAUUGAAGUAGGUUUCAGAUAUAACUAAAUUUUUGCAAGUGCGCCGUAGAGCAAAAAUAGGUGGUGUGCACUGUUGUUCGGGCUAACCCAAGGAUUGCAACGAUGUGAUGUUUUUGAGUCUACAGUUAACGGUUUAGACUGAUUCUCAGUUUAGACUGAUGUUGUGCUCGCUGUGUGAAGACGUUUGACCAAACUGUUGAGACAUGUGUCCUAGUAACUACAAACUGUUGGGUUGAAUAUCAAAGUGUGUCUGUUUGUGGACAUAAAUAUGUUUUUAGAUUUGUGGAGUAAAGUUAUAGUUUUGUUGGACAGGAAGUCGAGAGGCAUGUUGAUACUCGUGCUAUUAUAAAUUCAAUAGGAAUUCUGGAAUUCUUGUUUAUUAUUCAGUUAAACCCAUUUGAAGUGAAGUCUUUUAAUUUGCAUUCACAGUAUUGCUAUUAUGACAGAUCUUCAAUUAAAACAUGGACAAUACAAUAUCCGUCUCUCGCGCGCCUCUUCAGUGGUGACAUCACCAGUCAGAGUUGGAUCUGGAGCUGUUGAAGAGCUGUUGUUAUUUCUGGUGUGAAGCCGCGAGGAGUGUGUGUGUGUGUGUGUGUGUGUGUGUGUGAGAGAGAGAGAGUCUCUCCCUGUGCACGCGUCACGAGCGGCGGAGCUCGCGGGAUGGACGCGUCGGCGCGGCGCUGAGCGGCUCCGGGAUGCGGCGGUGUGCGACGCUUCUGAUCAUCGCGCUGACGGCGGGCACGAGCGUGGCGCUGCAGAUCCAGUGCUAUCAGUGUGAAGAUGUUCGGCAGGAUGACUGCUCCUCACCAGAGUUCAUUGUUAACUGCACCGUUAACGUGCAGGACAUGUGUCAGAAGGAAGUGCUGGUCAUGGAGGAUGGGAUUCACUACAGGAAGUCGUGUGCGUCGUCAGGGGCGUGUCUGAUCGCGUCGUCGGGGUAUCAGCAGUUCUGCACGGGGAAGCUGAACUCUGUCUGCAUCACCUGCUGCAACACAGCGCUCUGCAACGGCCCACGACACAAGAGACGAGCGGCAUCCCACACCUGCAGACCCUCCAUCAGCCUCUACACCAGCCCACUGCUCAGCCUCAUGCUGCUCCACCUGUGCUCACACUGACACGCCAUGUAUAGACAAAAGAUGCAGUGUCAGUCCUGACUGAAACACCUGACAGAGCAGUGAACUGUUUCUUCACACACGUAUGACUGUAAACCCCCCACCAUGAACAGGUCUGCUCUCACAGACUCAUGUGUGCGUCUCUCAGUCGCUGUUUUAGGAGUAUGUGAAUCCUGCGGUGCUGAACAUUCAUCAGUACACUUCACACACAAACCAGUCCUAUAAUCCUCAAGCGUUUGCUUCCUCGGAUCCGUAUCUUCUGUGGUGUUGGUGUUCAUCACGUGUCUCUGGUUCUCCAGCUUCUUCUGCUCUUCAGUGACUGAGAUGUUGAGAUCAUUGUGAGGAUGGGAACUCCUGAAGAUCUGAUCGCUGGAGAGGUGUUUGUCUGGUGUCACUCUCAUGUAGCUUCUGAACACAAAUAAGUCAUUUCAUCUCUUAUAAUAGUAUGAAUGCAGAGGGUUUCUAAAGGUAAAUAUAUGCUUAUACAUUAAGAACCAGUCAACUCUCUGGAAAAUAUCUGAUUGAACAUAUAUUUAAUCAAAUGUGUUGAAUUACAUCUGUCUGAGGGAUAAUAUAUUGAGUCACUGUCUCAAAAUAAUGGCUACUCAAAUAUAUAAAAUCAUGGACAACACAUUGAUUUGAGUUGAGUUCUUAUCUGACUUCACGGCCAUAAAGUGCUGUUAUUUCUCAGUAGUUUUGUCUGCUUUCCAGCAAAAAUGUCUUAAAGGAACAUUUCACUUUUUUGAAAAAUUUUCCAUCUCUCCCCAGUUGAAUUUCACUGUUUUUGAAUCCAUUCAGUUGAUCUCUGUGUCUGACGGUAGCACUUUAGCUUAGCUUAGCAUAAAUAAUUGAAACUGAUUAAACUGUUAAGCAUCUCGCUCAAAAUGACCAAAGAGUUUCUAUAUUUUUCCUAUUUAAAAUUCUGUCUUUUCUGUAGUUACAUCGUGUACUAAGAUGGAUAUGAAAUGAAAAGGUGCAUUUUUCUAGGCUGAUAUGGCUAUGAACUAUACUCUCGUUCAGGCGUAAUAAUCCAGGAGCAGUGCUGCUGUACCAUGAGUUCAGCAGAUAUCACGGAGCCUGAACAUAGUCCCUCCCCAGCAUCUCUGCAACUACACAAACUAGCUGGAACUAUCUUCAGGUGCUGUGUAAUAUCACUGCGCCUGCUGAACUCAUGGUACGCUAAGCUAAAAGACCCGCGGAUCAGCUGAAUAGAUUCAGAAAUGCUAAACUGUUUA